CAGUCUCCUCUACACCGGAGAAUCAGUCAAACUCGCAGGGCGUGACGGCCAGACGGGGACCAAAGAUGUCACUUUCAUAUAUUUAUCAAUUAUCAUAUGUAUGGACGAUUCAGACGAAGGUACGAAGGCACAACGAUAAAUAUCUUCAGUUUUCAACCCAAUCAUCAACCCACCCCACAAUAGGAGAUAGUGUGAAAUAAAAAUCCAAAGAUGACUGCGGAAACCGAAAUUUCCAGCCCCAAAGUCGUAGGGGUUGGGGGUGGAGGUGAAGGUGAAGGUGAAGGUGAAGGUGGAGCGGCAGACAUGGAAGCCUCUGUUUUUUCUUCUUCCCCGCACAAUCGGCUGGAAGGAGUUGGGGAUGGAGUAGUGGAAAAUUCCAGUAUACCCAACAACAGCAACAACGUUGGGAGGAAAAACAACAAACUCAAACUCAUCCCGCUCAUCUUUCUCAUCUACUUUGAAGUCUCCGGUGGCCCUUACGGCGAAGAAACAGCUGUCCAAGCUGCCGGACCCCUUCUGUCCAUCGUUGGUUUCCUCGUAUUCCCAUUUAUAUGGAGCAUCCCUGAAGCCCUCAUCACUGCGGAGCUCGCAACCACCUUCCCCGGCAACGGCGGUUUCGUCAUCUGGGCAGAACGAGCUUUUGGUCCCUUUUGGGGUAAUCUCAUGGGCUUUUGGAAAUUCUUCAGUGGUGUCAUUAGCAACGCGGCAUACCCUGUUCUUUGUGUUGAUUACCUCAAACGUGUCUUCCCAAUCUUCGAUUCGGGUGCCCCUCGCGUUAUUGCCAUAUGUGGAGCCACUGUAUCAUUGACUUUCCUCAAUUAUACAGGCCUCACCAUCGUUGGUUACACUGCGGUUGCUCUGGGCGUCGUAUCUAUGAUUCCUUUCUAUAUAAUGGGUCUCGUAUCCAUACCCAAACUCCAUCCCCAUAGAUGGCUCAGCAUGGGCGAUCCUGGAUUGAAGAAAGAUUGGCACUUGUACUUGAAUACUCUGUUUUGGAACUUGAAUUUCUGGGAUAAUGCUAGUACUUUGGCAGGUGAGGUGGAUCGGCCUCAGAAGACCUUCCCCAAAGCACUGAUGUCAGCUGGAAUUAUAACCGUUGUAGGUUAUCUGGUACCUCUAUUAGCCGCCACGGGAGCUUUGGAAUUAGAACAAGAUAAGUGGGGUGAUGGGUACUUGGCGGACGCAGCAGGGAUGAUCGUCGGCAAGUGGCUUAAAUACUGGGUCGAGGUGGGUGCCGUGUUGUCUGCCAUCGGUCUCUUCCAAGCCCAAUUGAGCAGCACAGCCUUCCAGGUGGUGGGCAUGGCAGAUCUUGGGUUCAUCCCGAAAUUCUUUGCGGUGAGAUCGAAAUGGUUCAAUACCCCAUGGAUUGGGAUCGUAUUGUCGAGCGCGAUCACGCUGGGAAUCUCGUUCAUGAACUUCACAAGCAUCAUAUCAUCUUCAAAUUUCUUGUACAGCUUAGGGAUGCUAUUGGAGAUAGCAUCCUUCAUCUGGUUAAGGAAGAAGUAUCCCAAGUUGGAUAGGCCAUACAAGGUCCCCAUGGGAAUGCCUGGGGUGGUGGCAAUGUGCUUGAUCCCAACUGGGUUCUUGAUAUUGGUGAUGGUUUUAGGGGACAUGCUGGUGUAUGUCAUCAGUGCUGCUCUCACUAUGGUUGGGAUUGCAAGCUACUUCCUCAUGAAAUUGUGCAAGGCUCGCAGCUGUCUCGAGUUCACUAAGCGGGAGGAGCACAGGGACGAAGAGAAUGGGAGCAUCAGUGAGGAGUAACGGUAAGAUGGACUACUCGUCUCUUUGACCCUUUUGGGGGAUUGGGUAACAUGUGUUUUUGUAUGGUGUGAAUUGUGAAGAAA
Molecule: messenger RNA, 1844 nt
Organism: Macadamia integrifolia
Lineage: Eukaryota; Viridiplantae; Streptophyta; Magnoliopsida; Proteales; Proteaceae
Product: probable polyamine transporter At3g13620
Exons: 1
Coding region: 211-1761 (516 amino acids)
Biological process (GO): transmembrane transport
Cellular component (GO): membrane
Molecular function (GO): transmembrane transporter activity
Source: RefSeq, a predicted model, not a curated record